AUGGAGAAAUACAUUGUUUAUAAAAAAAAGUUUAAAGUCUGUGAUUAUGAUGAUGACACAAUUAAAAUUGAUUUUGAGGAAAGUAAAAUCAAAGAUAAUGGUAAUGUUAAAAAGGAGACAAUAGAGGAGAAAAACAAAAAGAAACAUAUUGGUGGAAAGGAAGCUGAUGGAACUAAACGUGCAAAUAGAAGAAAUAUAACUAAAAAAGGACAAGUGAGUCAUCAAGUCAUCAUCCCCUUUUUCGUUAUUAUUAUUAUUAUAUUUUUUUUUCUACGAGCUCUACAGAAUUGUUUUAUCUUCGUUGUAAUAUUGUAUCAUAGAUAAUGUAAUAUUAUUUAAUAUUCUUACAUAUACAUUUGUAAUAGUAUUCUUGUACUAUCUAUAUCUAUGUAUUCUAGUCACAAUUACGGUUUAAAAUAUACGUAUUACCCUUGACUACAAAUACUAAAAAAAAAUAGUGUUUAUAAUCAAUGGUAUGACGUAUGUAUAUCUUAAAUCACGGUUAUAAUUUCACAGUCCGGUUCAUACCAUAGUUCAACCAAUCAAAAUACGUAGAUGCACGGGACAUGGUAUAUUGGAAACUCGGCCAAUAUUAAUGACCACAACCAUAGUUUAAGAUUUCGAAAAAACGCGUUCACAAAGGAACUUGUUGACAGAAUGAGUAUGUUUGCGCAUGCGCGUUAAACCAAAUUCAAACGCUCGUUAUUUAAUGUUUUGGUUAUCAAUUUAAUAUUUUAUUUAAUAAAUAUAAAGACUAAAACUACCACAGUCAUUUUAACUAUGCUUCUAUUUUCCUAUUUUUCUAUUGUCAUUAUAAUGAUUUUAGAACAGUUUUAUUAGUUUCGACAAUGUGUUUUAGUUCUCAAAGAAGUUGUUUAUAGAAUAUAGGUACAAGGAAUUGUAUUUGAGUUUUCCUAUACACGUCAUGGCGUCAGUACUCGACUUGAAUAUCGAUAAUAUAAUCGAUGAAUAUGAGUUGUCUUACAAAAAUUUUAACGAUAAUUUCGUUGAAGAAAUUACACAACAUAUUAACGAGCAACUGAAAGAAUAUGAAGAAAAAAUAAAAGAACAUGUCAACAUUUUAAGUAUGUAUCUGGUGGUUUUUGUUUUAUUAUAAAAGUAAUUAUUUGAAAUGCAGUAGAUUUUUAUUUUUCACUUUUUGUAUUUUCUUAGAACAAACCACCGAUAUUAAUAAUAAAGUAUCUGAAAACCGUGAACAACUCAAAACCUUAAAUGAAAAAAUAGAAUCUACACGUCAGUUGUUGCAAACUGAACGUGAUCGCUUGGAAACUGAAGCUGGCCAUUGUAAAGAUUUAGAAGUAGAAGUAAACAAAUUGCAAGAUAUGGUUAACAAGAAUCAAAUGGAACUUACUCAAGUAUCAAAAGGUAUACUUUUAAAUAUUAAUAUUAUAGUUUGUGUUUAGUUAUUUUUUUUUUUAUCUUAUAUUUAUCUAUUUUUAUAUUGUUUUGUAGAGAGUAAAAAAUCCAUGCAAAAACUUAAGAAGGAAAUUGACUUAUUUAAAAACGGUGUGAAAAAGUUUGAGCAGUAUUUACAAUUGAGUAUGAAUAUUGAAAAUAACAAUGAACAAUUUGCUGUUGUCACUGUUUCCAUGAAAAAUACAAAGAAUCGCAGUAAUUAUAAUAUUGUUAUUGAGGACAAUAAUAACGAUUAUAAAAGUAAGUGUAUUCAUAUAAUGAUUGAUUUUAGAAUAUUCUGAAAUCAAACUUUCUAUUAAUAAUGAGAGGGGGGUCUGGAUAGUGUUUGAAUAAAAUUGUAUUAUGUAUCUUCUAUUUAAAUACAAUUUCUAUGUGGUGUAAUAUUUUGUAUAUUUUACACAUAAAAUUAUCAAAGAAAGUACUUAUUAGAGAAAUGCAUGCUACUACAAUGUAUGAUCUACAUACAUGUUUCUGUUCAGACGCAUGUUCUAAAUUUACCAUGUAUAUAUUAUGAUAAACUAUAAAUAUAAGUAAUAAUAUAGUAUGGAAAAUAUGUUAUUAGGAUUACAUACUUGUGUUGCAAUGUUUUUGUUGUGGUAACUAUUUUGUUUAUCUAUAAUUCUAUAAAUAAUAACUUGAAUGAUAACUGGUGACUGAUUUAUUUUAUUAUAUUAUUGUUAUUAUUAUUAGCCUGUUUGUAAAAAUAAAAUGAAUUAAUUUACAUUGAAACUUUAACUUAAAGAUUAUACUAUUCAAAAUAAUUUACUGUCAUUUAACAUAUUUUUACGUUUUAAGUACUUGCCUAUUUUCAACAAUUUAUUUUUUAUCCAGUUAUAGAUAUUGCACCUAGAGACGAGAAAGCUUCUAAGGCGACAGAAUUAUAUUAUCAAACUAAAGACAUCCAAGGCAUGUUAGCUUUCUUAUACAUGACUAAAGAAUAG
Messenger RNA from Cinara cedri, 2378 nucleotides. NCBI's taxonomy places the organism in Eukaryota, Metazoa, Arthropoda, Insecta, Hemiptera, Aphididae. The record is from the annotation of a GenBank genome assembly.